GGGGUGGGCGCCGGCACCGCGAUGCUGGGCGUCGUGGAGCUGCUGCUGCUGGGGGCGGCGUGGCUGGCAGGCCCGGCCCGCGGGCAGAACGAAACGGAGCCCAUCGUGCUGGAGGGCAAGUGCCUGGUGGUGUGUGAUUCCAACCCCACGUCCGAUCCCACGGGCACGGCUCUGGGCAUCUCCGUGCGCUCCGGCAGCGCCAAGGUGGCUUUCUCUGCCAUCAGGAGCACCAACCACGAGCCGUCCGAGAUGAGCAACCGCACCAUGAUCAUCUACUUCGACCAGGUACUAGUGAACAUCGGGAACAACUUUGAUUCAGAACGCAGCACUUUCAUCGCCCCGCGCAAAGGGAUCUACAGUUUUAACUUCCACGUGGUAAAAGUCUACAACAGACAGACCAUCCAGGUGAGCCUCAUGCUAAACGGGUGGCCGGUGAUUUCAGCCUUCGCUGGUGAUCAGGACGUGACCCGGGAGGCCGCCAGCAAUGGAGUUCUAAUCCAGAUGGAGAAAGGCGACCGAGCAUACCUCAAGCUGGAGCGGGGGAACUUGAUGGGGGGCUGGAAGUACUCGACCUUCUCUGGAUUCCUCGUGUUUCCCCUUUGACUGGCUCAUCGCCGCAAUGGAGGCAGGGAGAGGGCCAAGACAGGAGGCAGGCAAGAGGAGGAGUGAGAAAGGCUGAAAUGUAGAGGGCGAGAAGGCGGCAGGACUUGAAACUCCCUACAUGUUCCCCAGCUGUAUGCGGGUAAAAGGCGCGCAACAGCGGCCCGACAACUUUGUCCGUUUCCUCCUUAGGAGAAGUAAAUUCCGCUUAGCUCUGCUACACUCCCAUCUCCAAAAGUAAACUUGCCUCUCCCAUUCCAGUUGCAGUAAUUAAGAAAGCGACUGCCUUGUAAUUGUUUCUUACCCCCACGUUCAUGUCCCCUGCCACUUACUUAAAAGAAACUUUGUAUUUCACUGUGUAAUGUGAAACAUUUUCCUCCCCAUUCCCCUUCUGAAUUCUUCCACCUGCUGAUGUCCAAUAUGCCUCCCACUUUUUUCAGUUUGGAGAGGGGGUGAUUUUUUUUUUUUUCUGAAUGGGGGAGGUAGUUUUAAUCAGGCAAGUGUUACUCUUCUUAAAGCACCCUGAAGAUACUUUGUAUCCUCAGCUGCUUGGUAGCAGAGAAACGACUCAACUUAGUGGUGACUGGUUUUAAAAAAUUAUAUAUAUAUAUAUAAAUAUAUAUCAUUUCUACAAGAAGAACUCUUCCCAGUGGAAACGGAUUGUAUUUCCGUAUUUUUAUGUCCUAUUUGGAGUGAUCGUGAAAUCUGAAGCUGCUUUUGUUCUGAUGCUUGUCAAUGCCGUCGUGCUCUGUGGCUAAACGCCAGGAGAUCCUUCCGGACGCUUCCUCGUCCUCUGUAACAUAUGUGUGAAUAGCCAAGAUUUAAUUUUGCUUUAAUCCAAUAAAGUUGAAGUGGGACUUUUAUUUUUCUGAAACAGCUUUCUAAACUGCAUCUUCCCCAUCUGCGAGGUUGCGGUGGGGGCGCUGCGGAGGGCGAGGCUCAGAAGGACAGCGGACUUGGACAGCGGACUUGGGCGAACGCAACCCCAGAAAGGCCGGGGCGCGAAGGUGUGCCCCGCGGCCGGCCCAAACCGGCCCUGCGCUCCUACCUGAACUCCUCCAAGUCUGGGGACAAACUACAUAUGCCUGUGCUCCCUGCUUUGGCACCAACUUAAGAAAUCUGGCGGAAAUCCCGCUGGGCCAGGCGCGCGCGCCCGCCUGGGAGCGAAGUUGGGGUUUCGCAGCCCAAAUGCGCCAAGUAUAAUCUCAAUACGAGGACCCGAACCGGCCUGCCGCGAGCUGCAGGCUGCCCUCUCGCCUUCUUCCAGACCUCGUCCGCUCCGCCGUUCGCGAAGCAGCAUAUGUUUAAUAUCAUCGCCUCUAAAUCGCGAGUCGGCACGCAGAAUCACUGCGGAGUCCCAGGACCGGUGUUUGCGCUCAUUCCCAGGACUUUUAUUCAGGAGGCUCGUGCUGGAGUUUUGAUUGUAUCGGAACAUAAU
Choloepus didactylus (southern two-toed sloth) is the source of this 2038-nucleotide messenger RNA. It is a transcript of the gene CBLN1, whose product is annotated as cerebellin 1 precursor. The coding region runs from base 22 to 603 and encodes 193 amino acids. Gene Ontology annotation, molecular function: protein binding. The record is from RefSeq and is a predicted model, not a curated record. Gene Ontology annotation, cellular component: glutamatergic synapse; synaptic cleft. The transcript has 3 exons. Lineage: Eukaryota; Metazoa; Chordata; Mammalia; Pilosa; Megalonychidae.